Messenger RNA from Notechis scutatus (mainland tiger snake), 4399 nucleotides. The record is from RefSeq and is a predicted model, not a curated record. NCBI's taxonomy places the organism in Eukaryota, Metazoa, Chordata, Lepidosauria, Squamata, Elapidae.
CAGAUUGCUUGGUGGCUGAUUCUUAUGCAUCCAGCAAAGUGCAAAAUUUUAUUGCAUUAAUUAAAUGGCCAAAAAAAGGGAGAAGCUUUCAAAAUUCAGCCAGCCUGCCAGAAAAUGUCUGAGUCAAUUUGGUUGCAGAGAGCAGGAAAUUAAACGAAGGACCCGUGUGCCUCUGGACGUGUCUCUUCUGCUUCUGCUCCUCAAAUCAGAACCGCUGAGUGUUUCAAGUAACAAGACGAUGACUCUAUGGCCUUGGUCUCAUGGCCUUUAACAGGCUUCCAGAAAGAGCCUUAGAGAUGCUGUGAAACUCAGCUUCGAGUCUCUGCGAAACAUUUGCACGUGGUCUUGCUGUACCAAAACUUCAGGGAGACUCUCAGCAAGGCACCAUGUUCCAUGAGGUGGCUCUGUGGCUGCUGGUGGGCAUCCGAAUCUCUGCAAUAGCCGGAGGGGGCCCUGGAGGAGGUUAUGCGCAGAUGAAAUACAUGCAGCCGGUGGUGAAAGGUCCUCUCGGUCCGCCGUUCCGAGAAGAUAUGCCUCCACUGCUGCCGAUGGACCUCAAGGGUGAACCUGGACCACCGGGAAAGCCAGGCCCAAGAGGACCACCUGGACCGCCAGGCUAUCCUGGGAAACCGGGCACCGGGAAACCAGGACUUCAUGGGCAACCUGGACCUGCUGGGCCCCCUGGCUUUUCUGGUAUUGGCAAACCUGGUCUUCCAGGACUUCCGGGCAAGGCUGGCAUGAAGGGGAUGCCAGGGCCAGCAGGGGAGAUUGGCCCACGAGGAGACCAAGGACUGCGGGGCUGGCCAGGGCCACCAGGAUUGCCUGGGCCUGCUGGGCUCACUGUGAAUGGAAAACCAGGGCCAAAUGGGGCUCCGGGUCUCCCUGGAUUCCGGGGAGAACCUGGGCCCAAAGGAGAACCCGGCCUGCGAGGCGAGCGUGGAGCAAAGGGCGAGAAUGGCGUGGGGAUGCCCGGAUUGACAGGCCCCCGAGGGAAUGGGGGGCUGCCUGGCCCUGCAGGGCCUCCAGGGCCUUCUGGCCUUGGAAAACCUGGCCUGGAUGGGUUGCCCGGGACUCCGGGGAACAAAGGGGACUUGGGGCUUCCGGGCGAGCCAGGGCUGAGUGGACAACCUGGGCCUAUGGGCCCUCGUGGUCCUCCAGGGGUGGAUGGCACCGGACUGCCUGGCAUAGCUGGCAUGCCGGGUCUGCCAGGCCCUUUGGGGCCCAAGGGUGAACCUGGCCUGCGUGGCCUUCCAGGGCUGCCCGGCACUACAGGGUAUGGGAAACCAGGGCUCCCUGGCUUCAAGGGGGACCGUGGGCAACCGGGAGUGCCAGGAAUAAUCGGGGAUAAAGGGGAGCCCGGGAUGGAUGGAGAGCCAGGGGAGAUGGGGCCCCAGGGCCUGGUUGGGGUCCCUGGCCCUCAGGGUAUCAUGGGUUUGCCAGGCAAGCAUGGGCUCCCCGGCGCGAAAGGGGAAGUAGGGCCAAGUGGGCCUAUAGGACCCCCAGGCCUGCGGGGAGACCAGGGACCCAAUGGUUUUGUGGGCAAGCCAGGGAUUCCUGGGGAGAGAGGACUUCCCGGUGCCACAGGGAUGCCCGGCCCAAUGGGCCCCAAGGGGGAAGGUGGCUUCAUGGGUCUUCCUGGGGCUCCAGGCCCUUCUGGGCUCCAUGGGUCAAAGGGAGACUCCGGGAUCCCAGGCCAACCAGGCCUCAGAGGCCCUUCGGGAAUACCAGGUUUACAAGGCCCCUUGGGUCCCAUGGGCCCUCAAGGUUUGAAAGGCCUGAAAGGUGAACCUGGGCUCCCAGGGGCCCCUGGGAUCAGCCGAGUUGGAGAGCCAGGCAUGAUAGGUCCCGCUGGCCCUCCGGGGGUUCCUGGAAACCCUGGAAUCAUUGGGCUCCCAGGGAGCCCGGGACCUCCAGGUCCACCUGGGGCCCCAGGAGUGCUGCCUGCCACAGAGUUUCAGGGCCACCACUUACCCAACGGAAACGUUGACGGAGCAGUGUUGGGGAACGGCAAGCCUGGGAAACCCCAGUUCGGUCGAGGGGAACUCUCUGCCCAAAUGUUGCCAGCUUUCACCGCCAUCCUGAGUUCCCCUUUCCCAGCCUCAGGAAUGCCCGUAAAAUUCGACAGGACUUUGUACAAUGGGCAGAACAGCUAUAACCCAGGAACGGGCAUCUUCACUUGCCCUAUUUCUGGCAUCUAUUACUUCGCCUAUCACGUCCACGUGAAAGGAACCAACGUCUGGGUGGCUCUUUACAAAAACAACGUGCCGGCCACCUACACUUACGAUGAGUACAAAAAAGGCUAUUUAGACCAAGCGUCGGGCAGCGCCGUGCUUGAACUCAAGGAAAGCGACCAAGUCUGGAUCCAGAUGCCGUCAGACCAAGCCAACGGUCUGUACUCCACUGAAUACAUCCAUUCGUCUUUUUCCGGAUUCCUUCUCUGCCCCACAUAACAGCCGUUGGGAGUUGCUCUUUUCUCCCCUUGAGUCAUAAACUUGUCUUUUUUGGAAAAUAAAAAAUAAAAAAAUAGGAAAGUCACUGGGAAGAAUUGUGCGAGCCACGAUCGCUUUGACCCAGCCAAGGCGAGCAUCCGGGAAAGAGAAUCUGUUGUUGCUGGACAUCCUGCGGAUUUGGAAUUUGAUUUAUCCUUAGGACGGCAUGGCCUGGCAAGACCACAGAUGCUGCCCGUCACGUCUUUGGGGCCCUUGAAAGUCUGAAAGGGUUGGGAAAGCUGUGCCAACAAAUGUCACCUUUAACGUUGUGGGUUUUCUUUCUUUUUUUAAAUCAGCUUAAGGCACCUCCUUCCCUUUGUGUUAGUUCUUUUAAAAUGUGAUUUCGGUCGACGCCUGAGACAUAACGAAGACCCAGAAGGGUGAAUUAUGAAAUUGUGAAAUGCUUUGCUCUAAGCAUCUUUCAUGCAAGGCUCUGUGUAUCUUUAAAGCAUCCCAUUCGGUGUUUAUGGGAAAAGGGAUGACAAAGGAACUCUUGAUUUCAAGCCAUACAGAGACUUCUAAAAUCAACUGGAAAAAGCCGGACUCUGUAAAUCAUGCGUUUAAUAGCCCAGGGUUAUAUAAACCGGUCAAAUGUCCAUUAGGUGCAAGGCAGUAGUUUAAAUAAAUAAAUAUAUUUCUAUGGAUAUCUGAGUAUUAAAGCGCUGCAGAUAUUGCUAAUUUUAUAUAUAUAUAUAUAUAUAUAUAUAAAAGACUGAAUUGUGUUAAGUUCAAACACCUUGUUACCAUGUUUCCUCAGGAUCUGCAGACUGUUGAUGAAGGUGGCAGUACCAAACUCAAUAUUUGAUAUCUCUUCUUUUUAAGUAAAAUUCUUCAGCAUAAUUUCCACAAUAGCGCUAAGUAAUAUUUUUCUUAAUAUUAGCUCCUUUAAAGGACAUUUUGAGUAGUGCAAUAUCCUUUUUUUAAAAAAAAAAAAGAUGCAAAGUUUAGGCUUCUAGUUUUUGCAUUGUUUUUUAAAGUAGCCAUCUGUACCCCUUAAAUACAAAAAAGAGGGUUUUGUCAUCCGAAGAAAUGAAAAAUAUACACUAAGGAUUACUUUCUGCAUGAAUUGUGGACAACAUAGAUGGAUUUAAUUAACUAUUCUUUUUAUAGAUCCUGAAAUGGCCAGAGCAGCUUAUCAGAUUUAUUGUAAACAUAUAUACGUUUAAACAACUCAAACUGUAACAACAAUUGCAAUCAACGCUGAAUUUGUUGACAAACAUUCCAGGUUGCCACAAGUGAAAAACAUCACACCUUGGACUGUAAAAAGAGCAACAAAAGAAAACUGCUGGGGAAUAAAAUAUUUGGGUCAUCUGCUAUUACAAAUAUUAUACCAACUGCGUUUUUUCCCCCUUCCAUCCUUUUUUUUUUAAAAAAAAAUCUAAUUCCAUCUGGUUGUUUUAUAAAUUCCUGAAGAUGACAAUAAUCCUAAUGGCACACUCUACAUGCAAAAUAACUUCUUUAUUUUCACCCUUGGUUUGCCUCAGGCUAAAAUUGAAGGAGCCACGGGAAGGGCACAUUUUCUGUGUGCCUAAUACUCAAAAGGCCAAUUUUAGAGGCUUCCGUUCUUGUUUCAAGUGUAUUUUCCUGUGGAGAACAGCCUUUUGGUUCAACUCAUGACACCAUUCAAAGAAAAUACGUUCCAGUUUAGCAAAAUCUGAAGGAGGGGGAAAAAAUGAAGCAUUCUAAGAGCAGAAGAGAAUCACAUAAAUCCAGGUUUUUGCUCUAGGUGCCCAGAGCAUCAUUUAUUUAUAACAUGCUCUACUGCACAUUAAAAAAAAAAAAAUCUCUUUCUAUGUAUACAGGUAGUGCUUGACUUACGACCACAGUUGAGCCCCAAAUUUUCUGAUGCUAAGACAGUUAUGUGAGUUUUGCCCUUUUAUGACCUUCCUUGUCACAAUUUCCUUGGUGGU